AUGGAAAGCCUUGAAUUCUCCGUCACUUUCACGCCAACUGUUGUCCAUGCUGAGGGAGGCAGUUGGGUGGAAGCGCUCCCGCGGAAGUGGAAGACCCUCAGCGUCUCCAGCACCCUCUCAACCCACUUCCCCUCUUUGUCCGUCCCUUUCCCCUCCCCUUCAGGGACCAUCUGGUCGUCCUCCCUCUUCCCGGGCCGGGCCCCCCCCGACUACAACAUGCUGCUUUCCUACAUCGGAGGGGCCCAAGAUCCGGGUAUCGCGGAGCUGAGCAGCCAGCAGAUCGUCAAGGAGGUAGACAGGGAUAUCAAGAAGGUCUUGCUCAAGCCCGACGCCCCGGCGCCCAAGGUAGGUGGUGUUUCUCGUGCCCCGCCUCGGUGUGCGUGUCCGGAGCUGGUGAGGAUGGAAUAG
Messenger RNA from Nannochloropsis gaditana CCMP526, 408 nucleotides. Its product is annotated as protoporphyrinogen oxidase. The record is from RefSeq and is a predicted model, not a curated record. Gene Ontology annotation, molecular function: oxidoreductase activity. Bases 1 to 408 code for a protein of 135 amino acids. The transcript has a single exon.